AUGAGGAUUACAGGACGCUGCCAGACUGCCGAAGAAAUUGCUCGACAGCUUCAACUUGCUCUGCUGAAAGUCCACCGGCUUGAACGGGACCUCAAGCCGCUUGUGGCCUCUCUGGGUAGACCAGGCGCAACGCAUGAAACCAUCUUCAGAAGCGAGGACAUUGACUACGUCGCUCAGCUGACAGAGUCUGUCAUUGUGUCUGAAGAUGAUGGGGUGCUCGCUAUCUACGGUUUAAAUCGAAUUGGUACGCAGAAUGCUCACCGACUGCUCCUCGCACUUCUGGAUCAACCUCACGGAUCCUUCAACGAAUUCGCUUCGAUAGCGGACGAUCUUAUCAGCUCCACUGUCGAUCUACCCGUGGGUAGUCCAACUGUUGGCGUGCAUCGGCGGUACCACGGCCUCGAGUUGUUGCGUACUGUCAGGCCUAGGGUCCUCAAGACAGAUCAGUCGGAUGAUGCUACUGCUUCUGCAUCUGCUAAUAUCGACAAUCUUGCAACCUCCUUGUCGCAGCAGUUGGAUCGAGUAGUCCCGCUACGCCUCCCUAGCACUAUCGCCGAACCCAGUGAUUCUUACUGGCGCGGACAAGGUGUCGCGAGUGCCUGGAAAGCGAAGUUUUGCACGCUUUUGCACCCAAAAGACCAAGAUCAGAUGCCUGCGAGCAACGCGAAGGCUUCGUCUCGCCCUCAGACCAUCAUUCAACAUGCGGCUCCUUGCCCCGAACAUCUUCUCUCUCACUUCCAAGCCUCGAAGAAUUCGGGCUCAUCACCCUCUUCUGGCAAGAUCUCUUCUGGGAAGUACAACCUCUCGGGAGAGAUGUUACCUUACUUGAAGGUUCAUCUGAAGCCCUUUCCGCAGAAGCCAGACUCUGCUACAGUGUUACCACGUCUAGAAAUGCGUUUCCGCUUUCUAGCAUCAAAAGUCAACGCGGGGUCGCGUAAGCUCAUAUUGACUGGCAUGCAAGCCGUCAUCGACGAGCAGCGUUUAUCUGUUCCGCUGCCAGGCUACGCGACUGAUCUGCAAUUUACUAGACAAAGCAAAUUGCUGGCCAAUAUUGACGCGGUCAAAGUUGACCCGAGCAUCUUGAGAUUCAUAAAGCACUUGCAGCAGUCGGCACGUAUCGAUAAGGGCUCUUUAACAGCGCCCGCUGAGCUGUCAAUCAAGCUACCCUCAUGGCUCGGAGGGUCCAAAGAGCCUGAUGUUUCGAGCGCGAGCCAGGAUCAUGCAACCACAUACCUCUUUGAGAGAUUUGAGCAGAUCCAGGAAAUACAUUUCACGCCACAAAAAAGUGGAGAGCAAGCCCAAGCAAUGGAUGUGAAUGUUAAUUCUACCCUGGAGGCUCUGCCGGGCCACAUUCGUCUCAAGUACAGAGAAGUCGAGGGUGGCGCAAUAUACGGAAACACUACCCAUCUGUCACUUGAUUUUGGGCGAAAGCAGAGGAUCGACGAGCCUAGUGAAACUGAGGAGGAGUCCACGCAUGCGAUGCCUCCUGCUAUCUCUACAUUAGAUCUAGCGGGCGCAGCACUUCGAAUCGCAGAACUUCUGACAUGCUCCAGCGCCGGGACUUCAAAGCACAAUGGCGAGACGGCGAAGGAUUGA
This is a messenger RNA of Ramularia collo-cygni, 1596 nucleotides long. RefSeq lists its product as uncharacterized. The record is from RefSeq and is a predicted model, not a curated record. The transcript has a single exon. NCBI's taxonomy places the organism in Eukaryota, Fungi, Ascomycota, Dothideomycetes, Mycosphaerellales, Mycosphaerellaceae. The coding region runs from base 1 to 1596 and encodes 531 amino acids.